AUGUGUGGUAUUUUAUUUCGCUUGUCUCACGAUAAUUAUAAUGCUAAUGAUAAAAUAUUUCAAAAAGAUUUAUGGGAUUUAUUAAUUAAUAAGAAUAAACAACGUGGGCCAGAUGGAAUUUCAAAAUUUUCCAAGUCGAUUAAAUUAAUUGAAGAAAAAUCAAUUAUUGAUGAUGAUAGUAGAGGAAAAGUUAAUGAAUUAUUAUUGGAUUUUUUUGGAGCAGUUUUACAUUUACGUGGUAAAGAAUUAACGGAACAACCUUUAAUAAGUGAAAAUCAUGAUAUAUUAUUAUGGAAUGGUGAGAUAUUUGAUGGUUUCGAGAUACCGAAAGAUGAGAAUGACACAAUUCAUCUUUUUAAUUCAUUAAAAGGAAUUGAAAAUGAUGAUGAAUCAUAUAAAAUUCUAAAUAAUUCUACAAAAAAAUUGUGGUUUGGAAGAGAUUACUUGGGAAGAAGAUCUUUACUAUGGUAUAAACCAAAACUAUUAUUAAAUAAAAAAGAUGAUUUUAUAUUGACAUCUGUUGGAUGUAAAUUACCAAAAAAUAAUCAUGAUGAUGGUGAUGAAAAUCAUUAUUUUCAAGAAGUUCCUGCUGACGGAAUUUAUUGUUUAGAUUUUAAAAAAAUUAUUGAAGCAAAUUCUUCAGAAUUAUUUGAGAAUUAUUUAAUUCAUUAUAAAUGGUAUGAUAAAGAUGAUAAUAAUAAUAAUAAAUUGCCAUUUGGUAGAGUAAAUGACAAAUUACCAAAUCCAGAUGAAUUACCAAGAAUAGACAAUUUACCAGGAUUAUCAAUUCCUGAUAUUUCAAUAGAAAUGGAAAAUGUUAUAAAUAAAUUUAUUGAUGAAUUAAGUUAUUCAGUAUGUAAAAGGGUUGAAAAUAUUCAAGUAUCUACAAAAGAAUCCAAAAUUUCAAUAUUAUUCUCGGGUGGAUUAGAUUGUGUUUGUUUGGCAGCAUUAACUCACAAAUUAACUGGUAGACAAAGUGUUGAAGAAUUAAGAAAAAUUGCGCCUAAUCGUAAAUGGAAUUUUGUAGAAAUUAACAUUCCAUAUGAAGAAUCAUGUAAAUACAAAUCAGAAAUUUUGGAAUUGAUUUCUCCAUCUGAUACAAUUAUGGAUUUGAGUAUUGCAAUGGCAUUUUGGUUUGCCGUUAGAGGCAAAGGUCAAAUUAUAAACCCUGAUAAUCCAAAGAUGACGAUGAUCGAUUACGAGAGUAAAGCAAAAGUUAUAUUGGUUGGUAUAGGUGCUGAUGAAUUAUUAGGUGGUUAUUCAAGACAUCGUGAAGCAUUUAAGAAAUGUGGCUGGGAAAAUUUAAUUAAAGAGAUUCAAUUAGAUGUUGAUAGAAUAUCAACAAGAAAUUUAGGACGCGAUGAUAGAAUAAUUUCUUCGCAUGCAAAGGAAUCAAGAUAUCCAUAUUUGUCAGCUAAUGUAGUUUCUUAUCUGAACUCAAUUCCAAUUCAUCUAAAGCUUGAUCUAAGAUUUGAAAGAGGAAUUGGCGAGAAAUUGCUAUUAAGACAUGUAGCAAGAAGAUUGGGGUUGAUUGAAUCCAGUAAAUUGUUGAAAAGAGCAAUACAAUUUGGUUCAAAAACUGCUAGAAUGACAAAUGAAACUAAUAAAGAAAAAGAAGAACGACAAUGA
This is a messenger RNA of Entrophospora sp. SA101, 1629 nucleotides long. NCBI's taxonomy places the organism in Eukaryota, Fungi, Glomeromycota, Glomeromycetes, Entrophosporales, Entrophosporaceae. The record is from the annotation of a GenBank genome assembly.